Molecule: messenger RNA, 1318 nt
Organism: Propithecus coquereli (Coquerel's sifaka)
Lineage: Eukaryota; Metazoa; Chordata; Mammalia; Primates; Indriidae
Gene: AKR1B10
Product: aldo-keto reductase family 1, member B10 (aldose reductase)
Exons: 10
Coding region: 60-1010 (316 amino acids)
Cellular component (GO): cytosol; mitochondrion
Molecular function (GO): aldose reductase (NADPH) activity
Source: RefSeq, a predicted model, not a curated record
CUUCUUAACCAGGACUCGGGACUCUUACCUGUUCUCUCACAGCCGUCUCUGCACCAACCAUGGCCACCUUCGUGGAGCUCAGUACCAAAGCCAAGAUGCCCAUCAUCGGCCUGGGCACCUGGGGGUCUCACCCAGGCAAAGUCAAAGAAGCUGUGAAGGUGGCCAUUGAUGCAGGGUAUCGCCACAUCGACUGUGCUCACAUCUAUCAGAAUGAGGGUGAGGUGGGGGAAGCCAUCCAAGAGAAGAUCCAAGAGAAGGCUGUGAGGAGAGAGGACCUAUUCAUCGUCAGCAAGUUGUGGCCCACCUUCUUUGAGAGAUCCCUAGUGAAGGAAGCCUGUCAGAGGACCCUCAAGGAUCUGCAGCUGAGCUACCUGGACCUCUAUCUGAUUCACUGGCCACAGGGAUUACAGCCUGGGAAGGACUUUUUCCCCAAAGAUGACAAAGACAAUAUCCUUGGCAGUAAAACAACAUUCUUGGAUGCCUGGGAGGCCCUGGAGGAGCUGGUGGACGAGGGGCUGGUGAAAGCCCUUGGCAUCUCCAAUUUCAACCACUUCCAGAUCGAAAGGCUCUUGAACAAACCUGGACUGAGAUAUAAACCAGUGAAUAACCAGGUCGAGUGUCACCCAUACUUUACGCAGGAGAAACUGAUCCAGUACUGUCACUCCAAGGGCAUCACUGUCACAGCCUACAGCCCCCUUGGAUCUCCAGAUAAACCUCGGGCCAACCCAGGUUUCUCUUUUCCACUGGACGAUCCCAAGAUUAAGGCAAUUGCUGCAAAGCACAAGAAAACCACAGCUCAGGUUGCGAUCCGGUUCCAUAUCCAGAGGAAUGUGGUUGUGAUCCCCAAGUCUGUGACACCAACACGCAUUAUUGAGAAUUUUCAGGUCUUUGACUUUAAAUUGAAUGAGGAGGAGAUGACGACCUUACUGAGUUGUAACAGAAACUGGAGGGCCUUCUCCCUGGACCUAUUUUCUCAUUUGGAGGAUUUUCCCUUCAGUGCAGAAUACUGAAGCAGAGUCUCCUGAUGCGAUUACCCAUGGGUUCUCUCUCUUCACGGAUGUACAACUCUCUCCAGCCGGGUCUUCUUUUAGCCAAGCUUGUCUGAAAUCACAGGGAUCCUGGCCCUGUUGUAGGCCGGAAUCCAGGCAGUGUUGUAUCUAGAUGCACAUGUUCAACUAGGAGAAGAUUAUCACAGAAAAGCAUGGCUCAGACAAGGAUAUGAUAAUUGGUUUUCACUUAUUUGAUCUGAACAAAUGAUUGUCAAACACCAGAAACUGUGAUUACAAUGAGGAUGCAAGGAAUAAAAUGAAUAAAACAU